AGAAGGCUCCCCACCAGGACCAGCCUGAGCUCUGUGGGAUAUCAGGACCCUCUCUAAGGACAUUUACCGGAGGCCUGACGCUGUGGCACCACCCAGGAUGGACAGUGUCUCAGGGGAUUACAGCAAACGCGUGUACCAGGGCGUGAGAGUGAAGCACACCGUCAAAGACCUCCUGGCAGAAAAGCGAUCCAGACAGACAAGUAACUCCAGACUCAACGGCAGUGUCAGCUCCUCCCAGCCUCCAUUCGUCCAGAUGCCAGGAUCGCCAGUCAUGUCAGGUUACUACGGUGUCAGGAGAUCUUUCCUGUCUGACUCCGACUUCCAUGGCGGCAAGCAGUUCUCAAACGACCUCUAUCCCUCCGGCGUGACUAAGCCCUUUGCCUGUGAGUCCUCAGCAGGACAGAGUCACCCAGGCCUGCUGGAGUCCUACCUGGCUGAGCCCUACGGAGACUACCGCCCACCGGCGCUGACCUCCGCACCGGGGUCCCUGUUCAGCACCUCAACUCUGCCACCGCUCCUGCCACCUCCGUUCCCCAGCGAUCCAACUCACUUCGUGUUUAGAGACUCCUGGGAACAGACGGUGCCGGAUGGGCUCAGCCAACCAGACCCUGUGCCUGCUGAGGUCCUGCAGACCCUGCCACCUAGCACCAGCUGCCUCUCCCAGCUGGAGUCAGGAAGCAGCAACCAACACAGGAGCAUGGGAUGGGGAUCGUCCCUUGCUGGGGCUCAGUCCUACUCGCUGCAUUCACUGGAAGAUCUGCACCACACGCCAGGGUACCCCACCCCGUCUUCAUACCCCUUCACUUCCUUCAUGACGGUGUCAAAUGACCUCCCAUCCAAGGGGGUCCCCCUCUCCCCAGAGGAGGGGUCAGACACCUCUUCCCUUCAUGAUCCUUCACCUUGGACAAAAGAAGACGGUAGCAUGGCCUGGGGCUCUUACGAAUGCCGGAGAGCUUACUGAGACUGCAGGCCAGGGGACUUCUGCAUCCUUACGGAAGUUGGAUUCUGUGCCCACAGAUUCUUCUAGGUGUGCUAGCUCAAUCAGAACUGGAUUUUCCGUUUAAGUCACAACUCUGCCCAGUGCUAGUUGACAAUGGCCUUUAUCCCUGCUCUUCCCGUCCACUAUAACACCUCUGCAAAACACUACAAUGUCAAUCAAAUAUUUUUGUGGCUCACAUUCUUAUGAGACAACCUUCCAGGGAGGCCACUUUAGAACUUCGCUAACCCAUUCUAUUCUGAAUUUUCUGCUAUCUUUGAAGCAUCAU
Molecule: messenger RNA, 1265 nt
Organism: Myodes glareolus (Bank vole)
Lineage: Eukaryota; Metazoa; Chordata; Mammalia; Rodentia; Cricetidae
Gene: Pou2af2
Product: POU class 2 homeobox associating factor 2
Cellular component (GO): nucleus
Molecular function (GO): POU domain binding; sequence-specific DNA binding; transcription coactivator activity
Source: RefSeq, a predicted model, not a curated record